GUCCAUCUCCAUCAAUUCAACCACUUCAAUAAACUCAUCUACUUUCAUCAACCAAAUCCAUCAAAAUGACUGGAGGCAAAUCAGGAGGAAAGGCAGCCAGCGGCUCCAAGAACGCGCAAUCCCGUUCAUCCAAGGCCGGUCUCGCAUUCCCAGUUGGUCGUGUCCACCGUCUUCUCCGAAAGGGUAACUACGCUCAACGUGUUGGUGCUGGUGCUCCCGUCUACCUCGCUGCCGUUCUCGAGUACCUCGCUGCCGAAAUCCUCGAGUUGGCUGGUAACGCCGCCCGCGACAACAAGAAGACCCGUAUCAUCCCCCGUCAUCUCCAACUUGCCAUCCGCAACGAUGAGGAGUUGAACAAGCUUCUGGGACACGUCACGAUCGCACAAGGUGGUGUCUUGCCCAACAUCCACCAAAACCUCCUGCCAAAGAAGACUGCCAAGGGUGGAAAGACUGCCAGCCAAGAGCUAUAGAUCUUUGUUUCCUUGGGCUGGUUUUUCUGAUGGGUUAUUUCAUGAUAAUGGGGUGUCGUCUGGGUCUGGGUCACGGCUGCUUCUUUUUUUUU
This is a messenger RNA of Mollisia scopiformis, 562 nucleotides long. Its product is annotated as histone-fold-containing protein. Gene Ontology annotation, cellular component: nucleosome. The record is from RefSeq and is a predicted model, not a curated record. The transcript has 4 exons. Gene Ontology annotation, molecular function: protein heterodimerization activity; DNA binding; structural constituent of chromatin. Lineage: Eukaryota; Fungi; Ascomycota; Leotiomycetes; Helotiales; Mollisiaceae. The coding region runs from base 66 to 470 and encodes 134 amino acids.